Pieris macdunnoughi is the source of this 243-nucleotide messenger RNA. Lineage: Eukaryota; Metazoa; Arthropoda; Insecta; Lepidoptera; Pieridae. The record is from the annotation of a GenBank genome assembly.
AUGAGUUUACCUCUUUCAGGAUGCGCAAAACACGCUGCCGGUCAAAGUCGGGCCGGUUUAAGCGAUGUCGUUGUGGAGAUCGCCGAUAUUCAAUACGACCAAGGAGUCGUUGUCGACGAAGAUCGCGAUCUCGUCGGCGCAGAUCAUGUUCUCGCCGGAGCCGGGGACGGUACAACUGGAGAUGCCGAUCUCGCUCGGGGAGAUUUAAGAGAUGCAAACGUUGCGAUCGAAGAUACCGUCUAA